AUGUCUCCAAAUGCAAAGGGUAAAGUUGUCAUUGAGGAAUUACCAGAAAAUGAUGAUCAAAGGGCUAAAUAUGAGGCUGAAGUUCAUGUAGAAUCUCCAUUGAGAAAUAUGAACCAUAUCAAUGAUGAGCCAAUUGGUGAGUACAUGUCUUUGAUUCUUUUUAGGAGUAAAACUGAGGCAUUCUCUCCAGAGUAUAGAAGGGGUAGAUUUGGGAAUGCAAAAAGAGAGGAAGGUUCUUGUAGCAAGAGGCUUAAUUUAGAGGAUAUUGAUGAUUUAAAAGAGAAGGAAAACACUAAUGAAGAUGUUAAGGGGGUUCAUGAGGCUGCAACUGUUGUUGAAGGAUGCUACAAUCUAUUUACUUCAAAUAUUGCUAAUGUAGGGGAUGAGAUGAUUGGGGUUCAUGAUAAUGACCAUAUUGAUAGAUGCUACAACACCCCACCUAUUAAUUGUUGGGUUAUGAGCAUUCUAACACUCCUAAGUGAACCAACUGGCAAUCGUAGCUCUCAAAAAGCUUCUGUCGAACUCUGA
Lactuca saligna is the source of this 528-nucleotide messenger RNA. Lineage: Eukaryota; Viridiplantae; Streptophyta; Magnoliopsida; Asterales; Asteraceae. The record is from the annotation of a GenBank genome assembly.